GCGGAGCGAGUUUUUCGCUGCCUGUGAGCUGCAGCGCCGGAGCGCUCCGGCUCGCGCAGACGCCAGCGCCUGUCCGGGUGACAGCGCUGUCUCGCCCCAGGUGCCGGCGCUGCACCAGGUGGCGUCAAUGAAGCGUAGCCCGAGGAAGAUGCGGCGCCCUGGAGAAAAGAAGGAGCCCCCGGGCGAUUGUCUAUGAGGUUGUGCCAUACGAUGCCGGGGACUGCAAGGUAUCGCUUAAGGUACCCUGGGGGCUGGAGAGUCGGGACGGUUUCUGAAGUCUGGUCGGGGUCGGCUCUAGGUUUCCUUGCGAGCAGCCCUUGGUUUGAAGAAAGCGUGGAGUGGCCAGGGGGGUUGCAGGCUUUGGGGGGAGGUGUUCACAGUCCUAGAGGAGACCCCGCUAAUGACGCGCCCACACAGCGCCUGCUUUGUUUGCUUGUCUGCCCAAUCUGUUCCUGUUCCUGGACGACUGUAGUCCAGGGAAACCUACUCAAAAAGUAUCUAUCAUUUGGCACAAGAUCGGGCAGCUGCCUAAAAUCAGGACAAUUUGGAAUGUGUGCCGUUUCACUUGAACUUUUUUGUAGAUUUUGUUUAGAACCAAAGAGCUGAAUGGCUGUGUCUGGUUGUUGUCGGAUAGCUAUUUAAGAGUUUUGGGGGUUGAGAAGGUUUCUGGUCUAACAGUGAAACAAAGAAACCAGAGAAAAUGUCCCCUGUAAAAUGGAGGCAGGAAUGGCGAAUUCCUUCUUCGGGAGGUGCGGGCGUCAGGAAAUGCUGUGGAGGAGGUGACCUUUUGAAGAUGGAUGAGUGGCCUGAGGCUCUAGGAUAGUUACUUGUUUCUUAUGCAGUUCUUGGCCCUAAAGGCAGCACUAGCUACGACCUGAUGGUGUAGUCUGAGGGAUAAAGGCUGUUGGGUGCUCAGAGUCCACCACUGGAUUUCAUCAGAUUGUCAGCAGGAAAAAGGGCCUCUCUUAAAAGGUUGAGACAACAUUAAAAAGACUCUCCAAACCCUCCUCACAACUCUCUUUCAACAGUGGAAUCAUGUUAACAGUUUCUUAGGUAUUUUCCAGGUUAAAAAAAAAAUGCUUACACGAAAACGCACAUGUUAAUAGUUAUUUUUUUUAUUUGCAAAAGUAUGAACUCAGAUUUCCACUUUGAUUUACUCACAAAAUAUAUUUUGGAAUACACCAAAACAUAAAUCAGCACUUGGAAAUUUACCAGUUUUCACCAGCUUCAUAAUAUCCCACUGUGUCCGGAAUUGGUGGGUUCCUGGUCUCACUGACUUCAAGAAUAAAGCCACGGACCCUCGCAGUGUGUUACAGUUCUUAAAGCUGGUGUGUCUGGAGUUUGUUCUUUCAGAUGUUCACAUGUUUCUAGAGCUUCUUCCUUCUGGUGGGUUCAUGGUCUCCCUGUCAGGAAUGAAGCUGCAGACCCUGGUGGUGGAUUUUGAAGGAAGUGAUAUGGAUUACAAAACUUUAAGAAACAAAAGAUAUUAAACAAUUGUGAUGACAUGAACGCCUUCCCUUCGCAAUAUGCUGUAGGAAAAGGUCAAUUUGAGUGGAUGGAGAUGUUCCCUGAAGAUUUCCUUCCUGGAGUACUGAAUGCAAUUAUUAUGGAUGAUUAUGGAAAUAGCCUUCUGCACUGUGCUGUAGAAAAAAACCAAAUCGAAAGCGUUAAGUUUCUUCUCAGCAGAGGAGCAAACCCAAACCUCCAAAACUUCAACAUGAUGGCGCCCUUUCACUUAGCUGUGCAGGGCACGCACAAUGAGGUGAUGAAGGUCUUGCUUGAGCAUAGAAGUACUGAUGUUAAUUUGGAAGGAGAAAAUGGAAACACAGCUGUGAUGAUCGCGUGCACCAAAAAUAAUAGUGAAGCACUGAAGAUUUUGAUUGGUUUGGCAGUUGGUGACAUUGCUGAGGUCCAGAAACAUGCAUCAUUGAAGAGGAUAGCUAUGCAGGUGGAACUUCAUACCAGCUUAGAAACAACGCUGUCAUGCUGUUGCAUACGCAAAGUGGAUCGGAAAUCCACCACCAUAUAUCCCAACAAACCCAGAUGUGGUGGAACAUUAUUUGCUGAAGGAACUCACUUUUCUCCUGAAAAAGCAGCACGAGCUCAUUAAACUGAUCAUUCAGAAGAUGGAGAUCAUCUCUGAGACAGAGGAUGAAGAUAACUGUUGUUCUUUUCAAGACAGGUUUAAGAAACUGCAGAUAGGCCGGGUGCGGUGGCUCAAGCCUGUAAUCCCAGCACUUUGGGAGGCUGAGACGGGCGGAUCACGAGGUCAGGAGAUCGAGACCAUCCUGGCUAACACAGUGAAACCCCGUCUCUACUAA
Messenger RNA from Macaca mulatta (Rhesus monkey), 2321 nucleotides. NCBI's taxonomy places the organism in Eukaryota, Metazoa, Chordata, Mammalia, Primates, Cercopithecidae. The record is from RefSeq and is a predicted model, not a curated record.